Molecule: messenger RNA, 795 nt
Organism: Prunus armeniaca (apricot)
Lineage: Eukaryota; Viridiplantae; Streptophyta; Magnoliopsida; Rosales; Rosaceae
Source: the annotation of a GenBank genome assembly
AUGGCAAGAGGGUUGAAGAAGCAUUUGAAGAGGCUCAAUGCCCCGAAGCAUUGGAUGCUUGACAAACUUGGCGGUGCCUUUGCGCCCAAGCCUUCAUCUGGGCCUCACAAGUCCAGGGAAUGCCUUCCCUUGGUCAUUAUCUUACGAAACAGAUUGAAAUAUGCUCUCACUUACCGUGAGGUCAUUUCCAUUUUGAUGCAACGACAUGUUCUGGUUGAUGGGAAGGUUAGGACUGACAAGACAUAUCCUUCGGGUUUCAUGGAUGUUAUUUCAAUCCCCAAAACAAAUGAGAAUUUCCGUCUCCUUUAUGACACAAAGGGUCGGUUCCGUCUCCACUCGAUCAGGGAUGAAGAGGCAAAGUUUAAACUUUGCAAAGUCCGGUCAGUGCAGUUUGGGCAAAAGGGUAUCCCGUACAUCAACACCUACGAUGGGCGAACCAUUCGCUACCCUGACCCUCUCAUCAAGGCCAACGACACCAUUAAGCUUGACCUAGAGAGCAACAAGAUCACUGACUUCAUUAAGUUUGAUGUUGGGAAUGUGGUCAUGGUUACAGGUGGAAGGAACAGGGGGCGUGUUGGAGUAAUCAAGAACAGGGAGAAACACAAGGGAAGUUUUGAGACAAUCCACGUUCAGGAUGCCACCGGCCAUGAAUUCGCUACUCGGUUGGCUAAUGUGUUCACCAUUGGCAAGGGGACGAAGCCAUGGGUAAGUCUUCCUAAGGGAAAAGGUAUCAAGCUCACUAUCAUCGAAGAGGCCAAAAAGAGGCAAGCAGCCCAACAAGCAUCCACUGCCUAA